This is a messenger RNA of Protopolystoma xenopodis, 276 nucleotides long. The record is from the annotation of a GenBank genome assembly. Lineage: Eukaryota; Metazoa; Platyhelminthes; Monogenea; Polystomatidea; Polystomatidae.
AUGCAGCUUCGAAAAAGCCCCUCCGAGGCUCGUGAGGCUUGCGAGGCUUACGAGGCGACGGUCUGCGAAGGCAUCGACACUGUUUCGCCGAUGAAUGUGUUGUUCUCACGGUUUCCAGGGGCCGGAGACACGCAGACUGGCCCAUCGGCUCCGGUGGCCAGUGCGAAAAGGGAUGUGGGGCGAUUUUGCGCCGAUUCCCAUAAACCGGAAAAGCGUUUACACAAUUAUGGCGUUUGUGCUGGUAGGGCCCAACAGUUCCGGCUGUUGCCGGGGUGA